AUGGAUGGCAUGAUUCCAUCAUGUUCAAUCACAGAUGUUGUUACAGAAAAUGCUGAGGCACGGUAUAGGAAUCUAAGCUUUUGUUUUGACGGACCUUGUGACACUGGCAGUGAAGUUAGUAUAGAUGAGUAUGAUAAUGGUGAUCAAACUUCAAAUGCCUUAACAUUCAUUGAACCUGACCAUACAUCUGUGAAGGCGCACAAUGAUCAAGCCACACAUAGCCAAGGUGAUCAAACUUCAAAUACCUUAACAUUCAUUGAACCUGACCAUACAUAUAUGAAGGCGCACAAUGGUAAAGCCACACAAGGAUACGUUGAUAUAGGGGAUCCUACAUUUAAAUGCCAAAGAUGUGGUGCACUAAUGUGGUUCAAUGAGAAAGUUGGAUCAAACAAGUAUGCUAGAAACCCAUCAUUCUCAAUGUGCUGUCUUAAAGGAAAAGUUCAGCUUCCUCCUCUAGCACCUCCUCCAGAUCAGUUUGUAAGAUUAUUUUUUGACGAGAAGACACCAUCUUCAAGAAACUUCCUCACAAACAUAAGAACUUAUAACAAUAUGUUCUCCUUUACUUCUAUGGGUGGUAAAAUUGAUUACUCAAAGAACUCUGGUGGUGGUCCCUAUUCAUUUGUUUUGUCUGGCAUUAACUACCAUAGGAUUGGAAGUUUAUUACCUCCUAAAGGAUCAAAGCUUGUUUACUCCCAACUGUACAUAUAUGAUACUGACAACGAAGUAUGCAACCGUAUAUCUACUGUAAGCAAGCAUAUGAAAGAAUCAGCCAUUGAUAAUAAUAUUGUUGAUCAUAUCAAGAAAACCCUUGAUGAUGCCAACCCUUUUGUAAAACAAUAUGGAGCAGUAUCAUCAAUGAUCAAGAAUGACCAAAACACUGAUGUGAAAAUUUGUUUGAUCAGUACAAGAACGAAGGAUGGGCGGAAUUACAAUUUGCCGUCUACUUCAAAGGUUGUUGCUUUAAUUGUUGGUGACAUUGAUAUGAAUUUCGGUAGAAGAGAUGUUAUAGUUCACAAGUUGUCAGGCUUGCUACAACGUAUUGAUGAAUUGCAUCCUUCCUAUCUUUCACUCCAAUACCCAAUAUUGUUUCCUAGAGGUGAGGAUGGUUAUUGUGACAAUAUAGAACAUCGUGAAGAGACUCUUUCUAAUACUAAGAAGAAAAAGCGGGUUAGUAUUAGAGAGUAUUUUGCAUAUAGGUUGAUGAUGAGGGAAAAUGAGAUGUCAACCAUACUUCAUACAGAGAAGUUAUUCCAGCAAUUCAUAGUUGAUGGUUAUACCAUGAUAGAAGCUCAAAGGUUAUUAUGGGUCAGAACGCACCAGAAGGAACUUAGGGUAGAUUUGUAUCAGGGAUUGAUAGAUGCGCUAUUAACUGGAGAAAGAAGUGCAUCGUCCACAGGGAAGCGUAUAAUUCUUCCAUCUUCCUUCACUGGAGGGGCACGAUAUAUGGUUGGCAACUAUAAAGAUGCAAUGGCUAUUUGUAGAUAG
Neltuma alba is the source of this 1485-nucleotide messenger RNA. RefSeq lists its product as uncharacterized. The transcript is spliced from 6 exons. The coding region runs from base 1 to 1485 and encodes 494 amino acids. The record is from RefSeq and is a predicted model, not a curated record. NCBI's taxonomy places the organism in Eukaryota, Viridiplantae, Streptophyta, Magnoliopsida, Fabales, Fabaceae.